UAGAAACAUCACACCCAGCCGCGCCUAGCCAAACAGCCCAAGAUGGACUCAACGAAAGCUUUGACAGAUUGGUAUACACAGCGGUCAGGCUUACGAGUCGAUCUCGUGGGAGACUUCGCCGGUAAGGAGCUCUUUGCCAUCCAUGGCGAGGUCCUCAUGGCACACUGCCUUUCUCAGGCAAAAGUCAACUAUGGUGAAGGUUUCCAACUUCUUCACGCUGUCUAUGCCGUUGAGAAGUUCUUGACGGAGCUGGACCAGCGUCACUGUCAUUUCCAAGUCAUUUGGCUGGAAAGCCACGAGAGACUCUGUAUACCUCCAAACACCCCCAAGGAGCAUCAUAUCAAGUAUCUAUUGACGCGCAGGAUCUUGAUUGAGCAUCUCAAUCGCGGCCUCGGUGCCAGGCGUCCUCGUUGCUCUUAUCUCUUUGAUAACUUGGACGACCAAAAUUUCAUCAACCACCUCAAGAGCAAUCCGAUACUGUUUUUUAUCUGCUCUGAUGGUCGCCAGAAUCUGAUAGUGCCUGAACCAAACGCGGAUCAGAACAUCAGCUUGUGCCUGCAUCUCAUCUACCAUCUUAAUUGCCGAGGCUACAGCAUCGCCCUUAUUGACGAUGUUGACAUUAGCAAUGCCAAAGUGGCUGCCACCGUUUUCACACCAUUCCACGACGACCCCAUCCCUUGCACUGAUCGGUUGUUUCCCGAAGAACGGAUCGGGACUGAAUCCGACACAGGAGAUCUAGGGGAAGUGGCCUACCAGCUUCUCCUCAAGGCCGACAAUUGGGCCUUUUGGGAUGACGGCACUGCGUUGACUGCGCGGCAAGCACUUUUAGUUGCUGCUCUUUCUGAGUUGGCUUAUCAAAACCCUGAUCGGCUUCUUACCGCAUGCGUUCUGGCUCACAUGGGCCUUCUCAUGGAUCAUAGGCUUGUCCAAAGAGCCAGUAACCCGCAGCAACACACCAACUCACAAGCUUCUGACUUCUUGACGAGGCUGCUAAGCAUCUCCAACUACCUCAUCAAGAAGUCAACUCCAUCUGAUGGGAAGCCUUUUCUUCCAAAUCUUGAGUGGGAUGCUUAUGAUAUGCUUGACGGAAUGUUGUUCUAUUACGUUGUUGGCAAGACCGAAGGCAUCUCUCUGGAUCAGAGCACAUCAACAACUGUCACGGGGCUCUCCGAAAAGAUCAACAUGCUUUCAGGCUUGAAUUGCUUGCCAGCACUGGAUUACCUGCUUUCUCCAGCACAAAACCUUCCAACUUCGUCCAUAUUGGGCGAGGAGAAAAGUUCCGUGGAGACUCUCGGUAUGCGACCAGUGCUGAAAUUUGCACAUCCGGCCUUCGACAAAUACUUCGAGGACGUCAAGGUUGACGUGAACUUGACUACUGAGCGACCUAUUGCAUCCAAAAUCUUCCAAGAGGCGACGCACUGGCACAAUUCCAAAAAGACGCUCUCUAUCAAGCAGAAGCCCAAGCCCCUGGACAAUGGGGCAUUGAAGCGUAGCCAGCGCUUCACGGCGGCUACGAAGAAGUAUGCUGACAGCCUCACUGCCGGUACGCCGGAGAACAUACUCCUGAUAGACAAGUCCGCCUGCUCUACUCCUGGGCCAGCUGGGAAAGACCAGCGAAGGCAAAAGUCGAGUGAUAAGACCAGAAAAACAGAAAAGAAAAAGGACAUCAGGGGCAAAUCUGCUCAAGGAGGCAGUUUAACUGCAGCUGCUGGCCCAACAUCAAAGCUAGGCGCAACGGGAGCCGCGGAAAAGCUAUGGGCAACCAAGAAGAAAGAGCUACAAAAAAUGACUAGUCUCAGAGCUCAACUGGAUGCAGUCAGGGUCUACGAAUCGGGAAUCACGUUUGGAAAAGACCUUGUCGGUGCCGAAAUCUCGCUGUAUAUCUGCAAGCUACUUGUAACUAUCUUCGAGAAAGAGGUGAAGAUAGGUAUAGGCAAGAGUUUGGCUGCUAUUGUGGAAGCGUUCUGGACAAGAGUGGUCGAGCUGAAGACCAAAUGCCUGGAUGAUGAGUAUACUAGUCAGCUCAAUGAGCUGGCGGCUGCACUCCAAGGCUCGACAGAACGAGCUCGAUCUCAAGGCGUAUAUCAUGGGGCCACUUCUAUUGAGCACCAGCUUGAACGUUACGGGCCCGAUAUGGAGCGCGGCUUUGAUCCCGACGAUGACCAUCGUGUUUCUUUCAGGCCAGAUGCUUGGCAGCGCGAGGUUCUUGAUGCCAUCGACGACGAAAAGAGUCUAUGUGUCAUUGCUCCAACCUCUGCCGGUAAAACCUUCAUCUCAUUUUACGCCAUGAAGAAGGUGAUGCAGUCCAGCGAUGACGACGUUUUAGUGUAUGUUGCACCCACAAAAGCUCUGGUCAACCAAAUUGCUGCCGAAGUACAAGGCCGCUUCAAGAAAAACUUCAAGCAUCCAGGGAGCCGAAGCGUUUGGGCUAUUCACACACGAGAUUACCGUGUCAACAACCCAACAGGAUGCCAGAUUCUUGUGACGGUGCCGCACAUUUUGCAAAUAAUGCUGCUCUCACCUCCCAAUGCAGAGAAGGCAAACUCAUGGGCCCAUAGAAUUAAACGCAUCAUUUUCGACGAGGUCCACUGCAUAGGAAAUGCACAAGAAGGUGUUGUUUGGGAGCAACUGCUUUUGUUGGCGCCCUGUCCUAUCAUUGCCCUCUCAGCCACAGUUGGAAACCCCCAGGAGUUUGUUGGAUGGCUGAGCGAGUCCCAAAAGACCAAAGGGCACGAUCUGAAGUUGAUAGUGCACACUGCACGCUACUCCGACCUGCGCAAGUAUAUCUACAGGCCAUCAGGCAAGCCUCUAGAAAGAUUUGACGGUUUCCAACCCCGCGAUCAAGCGAAAGGUGUAGCCCAUGGAUUAGACGAGCAAGGAGAAAGUCCGUUCUCUUUCGUGCACCCAAUCGGGAGCAUUGUUGAUCGAAACAGAGGGACGCUGGAAGAUAUCAGUUUGGAGGCCCGGGAUUGUCUGAAGCUCUGGAUCAGCAUGAAAAAGUACCAGAACGCAGCUUUUCCAGUUCCAGAUAAGCUAGACCCCUCUCAAGCGCUGCCAGCAAUCGUCAAAAAGGCCGAGAUUCUUGCCUGGGAAGCAGACCUCAAAGCAUGUCUAUUACCUUGGAUGAUGGACCCAGAAUCUCCUUUUGAGGCAGUUCGGGAUGAUCUUCGAUUUUGUGACAACGGAAACACGGAGACCCGUGCCAAACGCAAAGCACAGAAAGUGUCUCCAGAGCACUUUCAACUGCUUCUAGAUCUUCACCAGCGCCAAGGAUUACCGGCUAUAAUCUUCAACUACGAUCGCAUGAAGUGCGAGAGCCUCAUGAAGUCUGUUAUUGCAGAGCUAAAACACCAUGAAUCAGAGUGGAAGAAGACAAGUCAGGAGUGGCAAAAGAAAAUGAUCGACUACGAGAAAUGGAGCAAGACACAGGAAAAGACCAAGGAGACCAAACAGACACGAAAACAUGAUAAGAUUGACCUGGCAGAGGGCAUGUCUAAACUGGAUCUCGCGCGUGAGGAGGGUCAAAAGGAUGUGAGCAAGUGGAAGUACUUUGAUCCAGACGCGCCCCAUGCCAGAUUCUCCUUUGCCAACUCGAGGGCAUGUCAACUUGACGAGCUUGAAGAGCUCAUCCACUCGCUCAAAUGGGCCGACUUGGACCAAAUAUUCAUUGAAGCGUUGCGACGGGGUGUCGGCGUACACCACGCCGGUUUGAAUAGAAAGUAUCGUCAAGUUGUUGAAAUGCUGUGCCGCCGUGGUUUCUUGACCGUGGUCAUUGCCACUGGCACGCUUGCUUUGGGAAUCAACGUUCCCUGCAAGACUGUGGUAUUCUCAGAGGACUCUGUGUUUCUUUCUGCUUUGAACUACCGCCAGGCAUCUGGUCGAGCAGGCCGCCGGGGUUUUGAUCUACUUGGAAAUGUGGUCUUUAAUAUCCCUACCCAUAGGUCAUUCGAGAUUAUGUCUUCACGGCUCCCGGACCUUCGAGGACAGUUUCCGGUAUCAACUACAAUCAUUUUGAGGACUUUAUCACUUUGCAGCCAUACUCAGAACAAUAAGUUUUCAAUCCAAGCGGCACAGUCUCUUCUUUCCCAGAACUUGCUGUACCUUGGCGGACCAUCUGGAGAGCUUGCAGUAAAGCAUCAUCUUCGCUUCUCCAUCGAAUAUCUCCGACAGCAACACCUUCUUUCAGAUUCUGGUGCACCCCUCAACUUUGCAGGUCUCAUCAGUCAUCUGUAUUUCACCGAGAAUUCGGCUUUUGCCUUUCAUUCACUACUAAAGGGCGGAUAUUUCCACAACCUUUGCGCGCAAGUAGACAGGAACCCCAGUGCAGUGGUACUUGAGCUACUGCUUGUACUGUCUCAUUUGUUCUGUCGCCAGCCUGUCACCCGAAUCAGUGAUAAGAAGUGGCUAGAGGAUGUCAAGAAAUCUUCUUCUAUCGGCAUUCUCCCUGACCUCCCGCCCAUGGCCUUGAGUCUGUUGCGCGAGCACAACUGGGAAACACUGGCUAUCUUCAAAAACUAUGUGCAGACAUAUAUUUGUCAGAAUCUGGCUGAUAGCCCCGACGAUAAGCUACCAUUCUCCAAGUAUUCCGUUGGAGCGCAAGGAAGUGGUCGUCAUGUGUGUCAAACAAGAAAGGCUCCGGAGAUCCGAUCCCCAUUUGCAGCAUUAUCUGGCUUUACCGAUUCGUUUCGUUCCAUCCAGGAACUUUGUCGGACUGUACGCGAUGGGGUUUUUCUCGAGGAGUCAGCUGUACCCUAUAUCAGGAUCUAUCCUGACGACACAGAUGGUGUGCCUUGGAAUGCUUAUCUGUACGACUUUUUUAAGCAUGGCGAUUUGAAUGCACUAGUCACGGGUAACGGCAUCAAAGCAGGUGAUGUUUGGUUUCGCCUGAAGGAUUUCUCUCUGAUUUUGGCUACGAUUGUUACAAGUCUAGACAACUUUCUCGACCCCAAAGCGGGAUAUCCCGACAUGACGAACGUACAGGACGUAUUUGACAGGGUGACCGAGGACCAGGAGGUUGGCAAGGAUGACAUUAUUCCAGAAGCCCAGAUGUCGACACCGUUGGAUGAGAUCACGAACAAGAAGAAAACCAAGGGGAAGAAGGUCCUUGAAUCUUGGGACGAUGAUGAGGAUGAGGAGGAGGACGAGCUUACUGGUGGCUUUGCUAGGGUAAACGGCCGCGACCGAACCAGCGCUCACAACUCGGAUGGCGAGGCCGGAGCGGAAUGGGACGAUGUGCCUGCCUGGCAAAGGCAGAACGAGGCCAACUUGAGAAGUGUCCUCAAGGCUUUUAGGCUCCUGCAAUCAGAGUUUGAUGAGAAAUUCAGGAAAGUCUGGGCUUGAUUACAUUGUCCGAAGGGACAUGAAAAUUUUGUUUCGACCUUGUUUGCGGCAAACCAAAGCCGUGUUUGUUUGUUUUACUCAACGAAGCCAUUUUGAGCAUCGUCAUGUAUAAUGUAUGUACACUACAUACUUCUCUCUCUUUCUCUCUGAGAGAAUCAAUGACUGAGUUAUGCGGUC
Molecule: messenger RNA, 5517 nt
Organism: Pyricularia grisea
Lineage: Eukaryota; Fungi; Ascomycota; Sordariomycetes; Magnaporthales; Pyriculariaceae
Exons: 4
Coding region: 43-5340 (1765 amino acids)
Cellular component (GO): cytoplasm
Molecular function (GO): ATP binding; nucleic acid binding
Source: RefSeq, a predicted model, not a curated record